Messenger RNA from Darwinula stevensoni, 2180 nucleotides. The record is from the annotation of a GenBank genome assembly. NCBI's taxonomy places the organism in Eukaryota, Metazoa, Arthropoda, Ostracoda, Podocopida, Darwinulidae.
AGAUGUACGAUAAUAAUCCAACGCUUAGUGGUAUAAAAAAAGAGAUGGACGAAAACCGUCAAGGCGAAGUUUUUUUCGAUGCACUCACGCCUGCUGCCGCUGGCAAUAAGCAAUUUUACAUCGAGAGCUAUGGUUGUCAGAUGAAUUUUAGUGAUAGCGAAAUCGUUGCGUCUAUUUUGGCAAAAAGCCAUUAUAUGCCCACGCGCAACGUCGAAAAUGCCAAUUUAAUCCUUAUUAAUACGUGUUCUAUCCGCGAAAAAGCAGAAGAAACGGUGCGCAAUCGGCUUCGUGCCUUUAGCCAAAUAAAAAAACAACGCCCUGAUACGAUGAUUGGGGUGUUGGGCUGCAUGGCAGAACGCCUAAAAAAACAGUUUUUGGAAGAAGAAAAAUUGGUUGAUUUGGUGGUCGGUCCUGAUGCUUAUCGCGAUUUGCCGAGCCUUGUCGCUACUGUCGAGGAGGGUCAAAAAGGCAUCAAUGUAUUGCUCUCACGCGAAGAAACAUAUUCGGAUAUCAGCCCUGUGCGCUUAGAUGGCAACGGUGUGACGGCUUUUAUUUCGAUUAUGCGCGGUUGUGACAAUAUGUGUUCGUUUUGUGUUGUGCCAUUUACACGCGGGCGCGAGCGCAGCCGUGAUGUGUUUAGCAUCGUUGCCGAAGCCCGACAACUAUUUGAAGAAGGCUAUCGAGAAGUAACGCUUUUGGGUCAAAAUGUGGAUUCUUAUAAAUGGGAAAACCCAGAGACGGGAAAAAUAGCGCAUUUUUCAGAUUUAUUGGAGAUGGUUGCUUUAGUUGACCCUAAUUUGCGGGUGCGCUUUUCGACUUCUCACCCCAAAGAUAUUACAGAUGAAGUGCUUUUGACGAUGGCAAAAUAUGAAAAUAUUUGUAAAUACAUUCAUUUACCCGUUCAAUCGGGCAAUAGCCGUAUUUUGGAGUUGAUGAACCGCACCUACGACCGCGAGUGGUAUAUGCAAAAAAUUAAUCGCAUUUAUGAAAUCAUGCCCGAAUGUGCCAUUUCGUCAGAUAUUAUCACAGGGUUUUGUAGCGAAACAGAAGCGGAGCAUCAAGAUUCACUUUCGAUAAUCCGUUUUGCGCGAUACAGCAUGUCUUAUAUGUUUUGUUAUUCGGAGCGUCCGGGCACCUUGGCAGCACGCAAGUUGGCAGAUGAUGUUCCGCAAGAAAUAAAAAGCCGACGAUUAGAAGAAGUCAUAACGGUACAGCGAGAGAUUUCGCAUCAACACAAUUUGGCGGAUAUAGGCAAAACUUUUAAAGUGUUGAUUGAAGGCGAUUCUAAAAAAUCAAACGCAGCAUUUAAAGGUAGAAAUUCGCAAAAUAAAAUGAUUGUAUUUCCAAAAAUAGAAGGCUUGAAAAAGGGAGAUUACUGCUGGGUAAAGAAGUUUUUUCGCGCAUUAUUCAUUCGCUUUCGGCGCGAAAACACAACCAAUUUAUCGCUAUCAACUGCGGCGCGAUACCCGAAGGAACGAUUAAUUCGGAGCUUUUCGGGCACGAAAAAGGCUCGUUUACGGGUGCGACAGGCGAGCGCAAAGGCUUUUUUGUUGCGUUUGCUCGAAUCGGGCGAAUUUAUACGCGUUGGUGCGUCGAAAGUACAAAAGACCAAUGUGCGUGUUAUUGCAGCCACCAAUGUCGAUUUAUUGGAAAAUGUGCGACGUGGGCGUUUUCGAGAAGAUUUGUAUUAUCGCUUGAAUACGGUGCCGAUUCGCGUGCCAGCCCUAAAGGAUAGACCCGAAGAUAUUAACUUACUUUUUAGAAAAUUUGCACAUGAUUUUGCGGAAAAAUAUCGCACAACACCCAUUCAAUUAGAGCCUGAAGCGCAGCGCGUACUCGAAAACUAUCGUUGGCCCGGUAAUAUACGCGAGCUAAAAAAUCUGGCGGAACAGGUAUCGGUUUUGGCACAGGAUAAAAUGGUGUCUGCACAAGAAUUAACACGCCUUGUGCCUAAUUUAUUGAACCGCAAUUUGCCCAUGGUUUCUGAUUUUAAUGCGAGCAAUGGUACGGCUUCGAUGCAAGAACGCGAGAUUUUAUAUAAAUUAUUGUUUGAUAUGAAAAAUGAUUUAAAUGACCUAAAGUCAUUGGUUUUUGAGCUAAUUCGUAGCAAUAAUUUGAAUGUUUCUGAUGUUCAACAGUUAAAACAACUGCAAGCACCCGGCACGUCGCCGAGUGCUUUU